AUGCCUCCGCGCAAAAGCGACGCCAGCCGUAGGAGCGACGUCUCCACCGCCCGAUUCGCCGUAAUGGACGAGGACCCGGCCACCACCCCGACCACGGGACCGACUCCCGCUGCUCCCGCAACUCCCGCCGCCGCCGCUUCCACCGCUCCUGUCUCUGCGGCGCCCUCCAGUGCCGCUGCCGGAGCGAAGUCGACACCCGAGUCAGCCAAGGUGUCUUCAUCAACACCUCUCACGAUGACGACGGUCUUGAACGCUGGAUCUGACAAGAAGGACUCUGAGAAGGCACCGAAGGAGAAGGCUGACAAGGAUUCUCUGACCAUUGAAGACCUUAACUUACCCAAGUCCAUCAUCACAAGACUGGCCAAGGGUGUGCUACCUCCACAAUCUCAGAUCCAGGCCAAUGCUGUCUUGGCAAUGAGCAAGAGCGCCACAGUCUUCAUCAACUACCUUGCAGCACACGCUAAUCAAAAUACUGUCAAUGCCAACAAAAAGACGGUUAGUGCUGAAGAUGUGUUCAAAGCUCUUGAAGACAUUGAGUUUGGGUUUCUGCGAGAGCCUUUGGAGCAGGAGUUUGCGAAAUUCAACCAGAUACAAUCUGCGAAGCGCUCCUCAUACCGCCAAAAGGUCGCUGCCAAGAAGGGCGGCGCAGCAGCAGGCGCUGCGGCAGGAGUCGCUGGGGCUGCAGCCGCCGCCGCAUCUGCAGAUGAUAGCAUCAUCAGCACUGCUUCUGCCGACGGUGACGCCCCUAGGGCGAAGAAGGCCCGCGUUGACGAGUCUUCCAUGACCGUCGACGAGGCUGACGACGCCGAGACGGAGCCCGAAGAGGAGGCCAACGAGGACGAAGACGAAGACGAAGACGAGGAAGCAGAGGAAGAAGAAGACGAGGACGAGGAUGAGGGUGAAGGCAGCGGCGAGGAGACGCAAGACGCUUUGGAGGAGAAGGAGGAGGGCGAUGAGGAGGAUGUCGACGAGGCGAUUGACGGCGACGAGAGUGAUUACCAGCUGGAGCUGCAUACGGUAUUGGCGAAGCAUGCGGAGUACGUGGGCGAUGGCGUCCGCACGUUCAUAUAG
This is a messenger RNA of Colletotrichum aenigma, 1071 nucleotides long. RefSeq names its product DNA polymerase epsilon subunit D (gene dpb4). Bases 1 to 1071 code for a protein of 356 amino acids. Gene Ontology annotation, biological process: heterochromatin formation; leading strand elongation; DNA damage response. The transcript is spliced from 5 exons. The record is from RefSeq and is a predicted model, not a curated record. Gene Ontology annotation, cellular component: epsilon DNA polymerase complex; CHRAC. Gene Ontology annotation, molecular function: chromatin DNA binding; protein heterodimerization activity. NCBI's taxonomy places the organism in Eukaryota, Fungi, Ascomycota, Sordariomycetes, Glomerellales, Glomerellaceae.